AUGAACAGAGAUGAUCUACUCACACUCUAUAACAGGGGAAUGCUCAGUACAGAUGCAAAGAGGAAGGCUGCUUUUAAAGAGUUUUUUAACUAUGUUCAUCCCGUUCCUUUGCUCUUGGGCAAUGAUGAAAAUGACAAAGAAUGUUUUGCUCAGGAACAGGACUUUAAGUAUUUUGGGGUAAAUAAAGUUUUUGCUCCCCUGAUUGAGGACCUCAAAAUUCUGGAGCAGAGAGGUGUAGUCACAUCUGAUGGCAUUGUUCUAAAGGGCUCUUUGGUUGCCAUUGCAGGAGACAACCUGGGAUCCCAUUCUAUUGGGGGAUUCUUGGAGAACCUCAGUCGAGGCAGUAUGAGCAGGAAGGAAAGUGAGGAUACAGGAUACGUGAGGAGAGAUGCCAAGGAGGCAGUGUUGUCAUACUUGCCUGAUCUCCCUGAUGACCUUCUUACCACCAUGCUGGAUGAGCUUGGGGUCGAGUCUAUUGAAGAUCUGACCUUGGUGGAGGAGAGGGAUCUGGUGAAAUACCUCAAACCUAUCCAAAGUCGGAAGUUAUUGAAGGGCAUCAAGGACGGACUUGUUACUCUUAAUAUGGAGUUGGUCUCUGCUCCUGAUCCAAGUGCUCCAAGUUCCCUAACUCCAUGUCCUCCAAACACAACAUUCCAGCAUCCAAAUCAGCUGUUGCCCAGCCCUCCAAGCACUGCCCCAAGCACGUCAAGCGCUUUACACUCUGGCGUACCAUGGCAUGUUGACUUUCGUCUCAACUGGGACCAGGUGUCACCAGCCAUUCGACUUAGAGUGGAAAAAGAAGAAAGACCAUUGCCAGACGAGAGAAAGGCUCUUGUGGUCGUGCUCGUGGACCAAAUGAUGCAGCACGACCGCAACCCAACCAGAGCCAUGUGCCACAACGUUGUGAGAAACAUUGUCAGGAGCCAUCCAAAAUCAUUUGGCGACAUUGGCAAGUACGGUGAUACUGCUGGAGACGGAUGUCACUCUCUUCUGCAACAAGUAAAAACGAGAGUGGAGUACAAAAAUAGGAAUAAAACUCUUGCUCAACGCCGCAGAGAAAGUAGACCGCGCACGGGAAUGGCAGGAGAGGCCAGACUGGCAAGAGGUCCUGUUGACCAAUACGGGUGUGUCAGGUGGGGCCCAGCAGAUUUGCCAGAGGGGGAGACCGAGGCAACGUUGGAGAAUAUAAAGAGGGAUCUGCUGAACAUCUACUCAGGCAUGCCAUCUAUUGUCUUUUGGGAGGAAGGAAUGAGUGGGGCAGAGAGAGCAGAACCAAUGAUGGAAAAGACAUACGUCAUCCUGCGGAAAUACCUUAACAAAGUGCCUGCUGCAGCGAUGUCUGAGAUCAAACACGAAUGGCCAUUUCUCUUCUCUCAGAAAUGCCUAUUCUCGCACUUUGGCCUCCUGACGGACGUCGAUGUCCUUCAGAAGCUACAGGAGGCAAUUAGUCGACGAGGACAGACCAUCCUGGAUUACUGUGCAACACUGGACAACCCCAAGAUCCGUGAUGUUCUGGCCUGCUAUGAUCCAGACUCUGACAAGGCUGCCUGCAUUCUGUUGCUCCUAAUGUUGUACUUCAAAGAGCCGAAAGAGAGUUUGAUGCUUGAAGUUGAUCCAUGUGCCACUGCUGUGGACGUCAAUACUGCAGAACUCCCCGGAACCCCCUGCUUGAUCAUUCAAGGUGUCAUGAUGAAGCCCUCUGGAUGGCUUAUAUCCAUCGAAGGACAUGUCGUGAUGGGCCCACACCCUUUCUUUUUACACGGAGUAGCUUCUUUCUUCAGCAGCUAUUACGUAUUCAACCUUGAGUAUCCUGCCGCUGGAUCUUCGACACUGGAGUUCAUUCAAAGAUGCUUCCUGGGCAUCAAUCCUGAAAGAGGCUCAAAGACCAAGAAGCGGACAACAAUGAACCCUCAUGUGAGCACCCUUUUGAGGAAACUUAUUGACUUUGAGUGGGCAUCAUAGUUUUUUUUUUUUUUUGCAGCGGUAGUUGUCAGGCUCAGUUUUGAGUAGCCUUGUUCUUUUUGUAAUUUUUCAAGACAACUUUGCACUACAAGA
This is a messenger RNA of Carassius carassius (crucian carp), 2055 nucleotides long. RefSeq lists its product as uncharacterized. Bases 1 to 1962 code for a protein of 653 amino acids. The record is from RefSeq and is a predicted model, not a curated record. NCBI's taxonomy places the organism in Eukaryota, Metazoa, Chordata, Actinopteri, Cypriniformes, Cyprinidae. The transcript is spliced from 11 exons.